AUGUCGACAGCCGGAUGGUUUGAUGCGUUUCGCGAAAACGGUGAUCCAUCUUGGUUUGGUGAUAACCGAACUCCCGUCGUUUUUGAUCUAAGAAUCUUUGCUAUUGCAUCUGUAUUCCUACUUAUUCUGAUUGCAUUCCUGAUCAUUCUUCCUGGUAUCAGGUAUCAUAAACUAGCUUCAACAAUCACCGUACUGUUGACAAUUUCAGUUGGUGCUAUUAUAAUGAGUAAGUUUUGUUAUUCUAUUCUUUUUUUUUUUUUUUUUUUUUAAUA
Molecule: messenger RNA, 272 nt
Organism: Enterobius vermicularis (human pinworm)
Lineage: Eukaryota; Metazoa; Nematoda; Chromadorea; Rhabditida; Oxyuridae
Source: the annotation of a GenBank genome assembly